Molecule: messenger RNA, 1023 nt
Organism: Schistocerca serialis cubense
Lineage: Eukaryota; Metazoa; Arthropoda; Insecta; Orthoptera; Acrididae
Product: speckle-type POZ protein-like
Exons: 1
Coding region: 1-1023 (340 amino acids)
Biological process (GO): regulation of proteolysis; proteasome-mediated ubiquitin-dependent protein catabolic process
Cellular component (GO): cytoplasm; nucleus
Molecular function (GO): ubiquitin protein ligase binding
Source: RefSeq, a predicted model, not a curated record
AUGUUUGUUGCAGCAAGCAGUAUUGAGGAAAUUGCAGCACAUACACCAACUGUCAUCGAGUACUCGAGUGAUACAAGCUUAGAGGACUACUCGUGUGUCAACACUUGGACUGUGAAGGGAUUGAAGAGACUGUGCGUAGGAACAAGUAUUGAGUCGGCUGUCUUAACCCAUCAGAAUUCCAGCAAAUGGUGCAUGGUCCUUACGAAGACAUCCAACGAACUUCAUUUAUGUUUUUUGCUAAAAAAGAGUGAAACUAAUAAGGUACUGAGAGCAAAGCUGAAAGCUGACGAGAUUCUCCCAAAUGGUGCAAUACGUGAAGCAUUUCCAUGCAAAUGGUAUAACUUGAAGGAAGGAGAGAAAUCAGAAACACGGGUCAUUAGGAAAACAGACACAGCUGGACAGAACUACAGUGAAAAUGAGAUAGUACUAAAGUGUGAAGUAUGCAUACAGUACAUUAUUCAGGACGAGCUGCCAGUGGCAAAUGCAGCAGAACCAAACGCUAGUAUAGUGAGGGAUCUGGAUGAGAUGUUGCACAAAGCAGUCCACACAGACUUUGAGCUGCACGCAGAAGGUAAUGUUCUGAAAGUACACAGAGCCCUACUGUCAGUACGGAGCCCAUACUUUGCUGCCAUGCUGCAGCCUCACACAAAGGAAGCAAAGGAUGGUUGUGUGGAGGUGACGGAUGUGAAGCUGGAAGUACUGAAGCAGGUUCUGUUGUUUAUGUACACGGGUGUAGCUCCGGCUCUCAGCAGCAUGUCAUGGGAUCUGUUGACAGCUGCGGAUACGUACCAGCUGCGGCAGCUGAAGCGCCAGUGCGAGACCCAUAUCGCCAGCUGUUUGAAUGUGGACAACGCUGCCGCAACUGCACUCUACGCCUCUGUUUUCUCCUGCGACCUGCUGUGGGAUCGUGCUAUCCUCUUCAUCAAGCGCAACCUCUGCCACGUGAUGCGCACCGUUGGGUGGGCUGAGACUGUAGCUGCACAUCCGGAAGUCAUACAGCGUAUCAGCGAGAUGAUGGAAUGA